Messenger RNA from Drosophila virilis, 2159 nucleotides. RefSeq names its product Tub domain-containing protein ktub (gene ktub). Gene Ontology annotation, cellular component: cilium. NCBI's taxonomy places the organism in Eukaryota, Metazoa, Arthropoda, Insecta, Diptera, Drosophilidae. Gene Ontology annotation, biological process: protein localization to cilium. The record is from RefSeq and is a predicted model, not a curated record.
AAACGGUCGCGUGUGGUUCGCUGACGGAGAAUUCGUCGCGUUGCCAAAGCAAAAGACGCGCCAAAAAUUAUCGCUUCGAAUGUGUGUAUGCACACACUUACAUACAUACAUUCAUGCAUACUCAGACACACACACACAUAUGUAUGUACAGAUGUAUUUUUGCAACGUCUUGUGAAAUAGUGCAAAAUGAAUUCCAAUUGAACAGUUGCCAUAGAAAUGUUUAAAAAUUAUGCGACUGGUGCCAAAGUCAAAUUAAAACCCAUUUCGAUUCGUCGCGCGACCACAACAAACCGAACAUAAUUUGAUCGCAUGCCGAACAACAACUGCCGGGACAACAACAAGAAUAACCGUAAAUAGCGAAAACUUGUCUAAAAACAACAAUUCAAUCGGCUAAAAGUGCAGCAAAGCCCAAGUCAAAAUGUCUGCAAUUAGCAGCCGGAAUCAGAAAAUGGAACAACAGCGCCAGCUGAUGGACGCUUACAUCCGGCAGAAGCGCGCCUCGCCCGGCAUGGUGCAGGCCAGCGACCUGCAGAUGAGUCGCCCGAUGUCCGGAAUGCGCGGCAACAGCCGGGAGCUGCACGCCUAUGAUGGUCCCAUGCAGUUCAUAGGAUCGCCACAUAAUCCGGAUCAGAUAUUGAGCAACAAUAGCUCCAGUGUGCACUUGUCCAGCAGCAUGAACUCGAGUCGCAACAACUCGAACAAUUUGCGCAGCCUAAGCACCAUCAAUCAAGAAGACUUAAUCGAGGAGAUCUCGUCGCACGAGCUGGAGGACGAAGAGAGCAGUCCCGUGACGGUCGUUGAGAAUCCGCUGCCGCCGCUAAGUGCCAACUCGGCGCAUUCGCAGCGGCUACGCAACGGCCAGCAAUCCUUCAACGAGACUCUCGACGAGGACGACUAUGCCAAUCGCAACAUAGCGGGCGUGGCUCCAGUGCGUCCCGCUGGCAUCGCCUCACCCUACAAGGACGGCGUCGCGCCGGAGGCCAGCAACGGGGUAGCCAACGGCAGCAACAGCGGCGUUGGCAGCGCCGAAUCCGAAGGCGACGUCAUCGGCAGCAUUGAUCUGUUUGUCAUGCAGCCGGCGCCGCAAGGUGUGCUCUAUAAGUGCCGCAUCACACGAGAUCGCAAGGGCAUGGACCGUGGCCUGUUCCCCAUCUACUAUCUGCAUCUGGAGCGGGACUACGGCAAGAAGAUCUUUCUGCUGGGCGGGCGCAAGCGGAAGAAGAGCAAAACAUCCAACUAUAUUGUUAGCUGCGAUCCCACCGAUCUGUCGCGCAACGCAGAUGGCUUCUGCGGCAAGCUACGCUCCAAUGUGUUCGGCACAUCCUUCACGGUAUUCGAUAGUGGCAACAAGGACAGCACAGAAAGUCCACGACUCGAUCUGGCAGUGAUCAUCUACGACACCAAUAUACUGGGCUUUAAGGGACCGCGCAACAUGACUGUGAUACUGCCGGGCAUGACUGAGGAUGACCAGCGUGUCAAGAUCAGCUCAGCGGAUCCCAAACAGCAGGGCAUACUUGAUUUGUGGAAGAUGAAGAACAUGGACAACAUUGUGGAAUUGCACAAUAAGACGCCAGUUUGGAACGACGAGACCCAAUCCUAUGUGCUCAACUUUCACGGUCGCGUCACGCAAGCGUCUGUCAAGAACUUUCAGUUGGUGCACGACUCUGAUCCGGAAUACAUAGUCAUGCAAUUUGGCCGCACAUCCGAGGAUGUCUUCACCAUGGACUAUCGCUAUCCGCUCUGCGCCAUGCAAGCCUUCGCCAUAGCGCUCAGCAGUUUCGAUGGCAAAAUCGCCUGCGAGUGAACCAUGUCCUUAUCCUUGUUACAGUUACGGAUGCCUUAUUUAUACGACAAACAGCUCGACUUUGCAUACCCUAACUAGUAUAGAUUGUAAGAAUUAUCAUGAACGCAGAGGCUCGUAUCAGGCAAAAUAUUUUUAAAUAACGAAUCUAAUUGCUCUCAAAGAACAUCAAGAACUAUGGUAUUAUUUGUGCGUAUGUGUGUCAAUAGAGAUGCAGGCAAAUUAGUGGAACAUAGAUAUUUAGAAAAUACUAACAAACACCCUCCAAGACCAAAACUAUGCCGAAACUUACAGAUCUCAUGAGAGGAACACAUGAUCAAUAAAUAUCAUAGCGAUAGCAAAAUUUUAAACACUUCAA